GCUGUACUCUUCCUUCUCUUUCUCAUCAUCUGCUUGGUGACUGGGGUUGGGAACAUCCUCAUUGUUGUGCUGGUGGGGACAGAGCAGCACCUGCACACUCCCACAGCCACAUACUUCUUCCUGGGCAAUCUCUCCUCCUUGGAGACUUUCUACAGCUCCACCACCCUGCCCUGCCUACUGGCCAGCUUCCUGACUGGGGACAGGACCAUCUCUGCUCAUGCCUGUGUGGCUCAGUUCUAAUUCUUUGCUGCUUUUGCAACGACCAAGUGUUACUUGCUGAUAGCCAUGUCCUAUGAGUGGUACUUAGCCAUAUGCCAACCCUUGCUUUACAUAAGCCUCAUGACCUGGAAGGUCUGUCUACAGCUGGCGGCUGGUUCUUGGCUGCUGGGAUUGAUGAUUUCUACUAUACUGACUUCUCUCCUGCCCCAGUUACAGUUCUGUGUCCCCAAGAUGAUCAACCACUUCUUUGGUGACUUUGCCUCACUGCUGGAGCUUGCCUGCAGUGACACCAGCAUGGCCAUGCUUGCUGCUCUCUUUGGCUUUUCAAAUGUAAUCUUCCUCUUCCUACUCACGCUGGUGUCCUAUAUGUGCAUCAUAGCUGCCAUCCUGAGGAUCCUAUCCAACACAGGAAAGCAGAAGGCUUUCACCUGCUCCUCUCACCUCACCAACAUCACUGUUUUCUACGGCUUCCUCUUUGCUGUCCUUGUCCUGCCCAGAACAGCCCCAGUGCAGCAGCUCAGCAAAGUGUUCUUCUUCUUCUACACUGUCAUUACACCUCCGGUCAAUCCCCUCAUCUACAGCCUGAGGAAAAGGGAGGUCAGGGAGGCCCUGAGGAAAGGACUCAGGGAAGCCCUGGCCUUCACCCAGACUCUGUAG
Apus apus (common swift) is the source of this 876-nucleotide messenger RNA. Its product is annotated as olfactory receptor 6B1-like. The record is from RefSeq and is a predicted model, not a curated record. Gene Ontology annotation, molecular function: G protein-coupled receptor activity; olfactory receptor activity. NCBI's taxonomy places the organism in Eukaryota, Metazoa, Chordata, Aves, Apodiformes, Apodidae. Gene Ontology annotation, cellular component: membrane. Gene Ontology annotation, biological process: G protein-coupled receptor signaling pathway.